This is a messenger RNA of Theobroma umbraticum, 2154 nucleotides long. RefSeq names its product N-lysine methyltransferase. Gene Ontology annotation, biological process: positive regulation of transcription by RNA polymerase II. Gene Ontology annotation, cellular component: nucleus. Gene Ontology annotation, molecular function: RNA polymerase II transcription regulatory region sequence-specific DNA binding; chromatin binding; histone binding. NCBI's taxonomy places the organism in Eukaryota, Viridiplantae, Streptophyta, Magnoliopsida, Malvales, Malvaceae. The record is from RefSeq and is a predicted model, not a curated record.
AGUGUAUCUAGUACUACUACUCUCACUUCAAAGUAUUAAAAAAAAAAAAAGAAGAAAAUUUGGUGAAUAUUUUCGGCGAGUUCUCGCCGGGAAGUCUUACCGGCGAUCUCUCCGGAAAAGGAGUUUUGGACGGUCAACUAAGCUUGGUUUUUUUAUUGAGUGGAGGCGAGUUUGAUUGCAAGUGAGUGACUCACUGACUAAUUAAGUUGAAAGAUUGGCGAGAAAUGUCUUUCCAGCACAAAAGUUUUUGGAUGCCAAGAGAUGGUGGGUGUCUAACUAAUGGAGAGAUGGGUUACGAUAAUUCUUCAAGAAUUGAACCAAAGCGUGGUCAUCAGUGGUUUAUGGAUGCUGCUGCACCAGAAUUGUUCAGCAACAAGAAGCAAGCAAUAGAAUCAGUUAACAGCCGGCCAGUUUCGGGAAUUGCGGACAUCAAUGUUUCUCCUUGGCACAAUGCUUCCAGUUUUCAGUCAGUUUCUAGCCAAUUGAGUGACCGCCUAUUUGGAUCUGAGCCCUUGCGAACUGUCAACUUGGUUGACAGGAACAUGUCUUCAGUUGAAAGUGGAAAUAUGAAUAUGGGAAGAAAGGAUUUUGAUGAUCAAUAUGUUAAUGGUUCAUCUGCGGGUUUGUCUAUGUCUCAUACCAUUGAAGAUCCGUCUUCAUGUUUCAGUUUUGGUGGAAUAAGGAAAGUUAAAGUCAAUCAAGUUAGAGAUUCCAGCAAUGGCAUGCCAGCGUCAAUGGGGCACGCAUAUAGUAGAGGAGUUAAUAGCACAGUUUCAAUGUGUACUGUUUACAGUAAAAGUGAUAACAAUGCUAUAUCGCUGGGCCCAACUUAUGGUAGCGGAGAUGAUAAUACCAUCUCAAUGGGCCCCACAUUUACUAAGGCAGAUGGCAAUUUCAUUUCAAUGGGCCACACCUUCAACAAAAGAGAUGGCGACUUCAUAUCUGUGGGCCACAAUUACAAGGGAAAUGAGAGUAUCUUGUCGGUUGGUCAGGCUUUUGACAAGGAGGAUGGCAAUUUUAUUUCAAUGGGUCAGUCGUAUGAGAAGGGGGAUGCCAAUUUAAUGCCAUUGAGUUCCUCCUAUGGUAAGGGGCAGGAAAAUUUCAUUUCGAUGGCCCCUGCAUAUGGUAAACCAAAUGAGAGUCUGAUUUCAAUGGCACCCACUUUUGAUAAGGAAGAAGAUACUAUCAUACCAAUGGGAUCAUCCUAUCAUAAGGCAGAUUGUAACAUCACAGCCAUGGCUCCUGCUCAAGACAAAAGAGAGUCCAGCAUUCUAUCUAUGGGUCAAAACUACAAGAAGGGCGAGGGCAACACCAUCUCUUUUGGGGGCUUCCAUGAUGAAUCUGAGACAAAUCCCUCUGGUGGUAUUAUUAGUGGUUAUGACUUAUUAAUGAAUAAUCAGAAUUUGGCACAAGCUUCAGAAGUGCUUAGCCAGAAAGAGUUGGUGGAGGUGAAUCCAAAUUCAAAUGUAAAUAAUGCCCCUAAACAUAAUUCUAGAACUGAUACCAACCCAAAACAUAAAGAACCAAAGACAACUAAAAAGGUUCCUCCAAACAAUUUCCCUUCCAAUGUCAAAAGUUUGUUAUCAACUGGUAUGCUUGAUGGGGUUGCUGUGAAGUAUGUUUCCUGGUCGCGGGAGAAAAGUCUUAAAGGAUAUAUACAAGGGACUGGGUAUAUGUGUGGCUGCAAGGACUGCAAGUUUGAAAAAGCUCUGAAUGCAUAUGAGUUUGAGCGCCAUGCUAAUUGCAAGACCAAACACCCCAAUAAUCAUAUUUACUUUGAGAAUGGAAAGACCAUCUAUGCAGUUGUUCAAGAGCUCAAGAACACUCCGCAGGAGCUGCUUUUUGAUGUCAUUCAAAAUGUGACAGGUUCUCAAAUCAAUCAGAAGAACUUUCGCAUCUGGAAAGCAUCAUAUCAAGCUGCCACCCGUGAACUUCAGCGUAUCUAUGGAAAGGAUGACGUUGUUGUGUCAUCUUGAGAUGAAGACUCUGCCUUUCGAAGCUUGUGAGGUGGGUCAGAUCUGUGCAUAGCAGCAUGUAGCUUGUACUAAAUUAUAGACUUGUUUUGGGAUUUGAAUAAUUUGAGUAGAUGGAUGCUAAUAGAUAUUUUGGCUUUCCAUAUUGUUAUAAAUGAGACCUUUCUUUAUUUGAUAGUCA